AACAAAACCACAUAAUCUAAGGCUCACGCCCAACUCUCUGAAGCCCUGUGUCUGCUAGUUCCUGUGUGGUUUGCCUACAGACUGCAGGGCUGACUGGGGGUAGUUUGGAGGAGGGAGUAAGAAGUAAGGCAGGUGGAGGCACUAUUAAUGGAUCUGUGAACUCGUACCCUGUUUUAGUGAGGUCCUUGGAAGACAGCACAAGGUGGAUCUGCACUCUGAAAUGCAGUAAUUUUGGUGUUUGACUUCAUCUUCCUUCUUGGAAGAGAAGAUACUAUUAACUCGGUGUCAAAGCCAAGACAUAGACUCAACCUCUUCUCUUCAAAAAGAAUUAAGGUGGCACAGGGUGCAGACGUGAAGGAAGAGAGAGAGGGUGCUGAGCGGACUCGUUGCAUUUGGGAGUGAUACUACAGCCCUGGUGAGCACAAGAAAAUGCUUCACGUCGCGACAUGGAAGCCAUCGCCAAGUUUGACUUCACCGCCUCAGGCGAGGAUGAACUGAGCUUUCACACUGGAGACGUUCUGAAGAUCUUAAGUAACCAAGAGGAGUGGUUCAAGGCGGAGCUUGGGAGCCAAGAAGGAUAUGUGCCCAAGAAUUUUAUAGAAAUCCAGUUUCCUGAGUGGUUUCAUGAAGGUCUCUCGCGACACCAGGCAGAGAACUUACUUAUGGGCAAGGAGGUUGGUUUCUUCAUCAUCCGGGCCAGCCAGAGCUCCCCAGGGGACUUCUCCAUCUCCGUCAGGCAUGAGGAUGAUGUUCAGCACUUCAAGGUCAUGAGAGACAACAAGGGUAAUUACUUCCUGUGGACAGAGAAGUUUCCGUCUCUAAAUAGGCUGGUGGACUACUACAGGACGACUUCCAUCUCCAAACAGAAGCAGAUCUUUCUGAGGGAUAGAACCCGAGAGGAUCAGGGUCACCGGGGCAACAGCCUGGACCGGAGGCCCCAGGGAGGCCCGCACCUCAGUGGGGCUGUGGGAGAGGAAAUCCGGCCUUCGAUGACCCGGAAGCUGUCGGACCGCCCGGCGCCCCCUCCCUCACAGUGCCCCCCAGCCCCCCCAGCACAGGAGCACCGCUACCUGCAGCACCCUCAUUUCCAUCAGGAACGCCGAGGAGGCAGCCUUGACAUAAACGAUGGGCACUGUGGCAUGGGCGUGGGCGGCGACAUGAACCCGGCCCUCAUGCACCGGAGACACACAGACCCUGUGCAGCUCCAAGUGGCCGGGCGAGUGCGGUGGGCCCGGGCGCUGUACGACUUUGAGGCCCUCGAGGAGGACGAGCUGGGGUUUCGCUGUGGAGAGGUGGUCGAGGUCCUGGACAGCUCCAACCCGUCCUGGUGGACCGGCCGCCUGCACAACAAACUGGGCCUCUUCCCUGCCAACUAUGUGGCGCCCAUGAUCCGAUGAGGCCCUUCCGGGGGGUCAGAGGCUUUUGUGUGAAGCUGCCUGCAGGAGAGGGGGCAAGGAAGAAAAGCUGGAACUAUCCACACAUACGUAUUUAUGUGUGUACGCGCACAUGCACACCUAUGCCUCUGUGUACACGCAUUUUCUAAUAGUAAUUUAUUGGCAAUUUCACUGGUUACUUAGUUGAUGUGAAAGGAAGUCAGGUGAGAAUGAUAUUCAUACUUGUUUUUCUGCUCCCCUCAGCGGUGUGUGGAAGGCAGUGGGAAAACUGGCCGGUGGGGAGGGGCAGGGACAUGAAACGCAAAUUCUUGCCGUCUCUAAGAUGGUCCUGCUUCCUCCUGGCCUGGGGAACGUUCACUGAGAGUAGCUCAGCAGAGAGCCACACCCUGGGGUUGGACGGGAACUACAGGGUGGGGCUGGACUCGGUGGGGCAUGUUUGAGCUCACCUCCAAGCCCUGCUCACCUUCAGGGUUUGCAGGGCAGCUUCCCUCCUGCUCUACAAGGGUGGGUACUGCUGGGUUGAGAAUAAAGGUGCCGCCCCAUAGGGCUGAGCUUGGGAGCAGGAAGGGCCGAGAAGGCGGGACUGGACUGGAGCAGCAGGUGUCCCCAAGCCUGGGCAAGGCUGGCUUCACCUCCCUCCAGUGAGUGUUCCUCGGCUAGUCCUCUUCUCCGAGGCUGACCUGGAGAAACGGAGACCCCGAGGAGCCAAGCACUGGGAGACGGAGGGGUUUUCACAAAUCCUCAGUGACUUACUUGAGAGUAACCUCUGUUUCCCCAGAUACCAAGAAAGCAGCGUCUGAGACUCUGUAAAAUGCUUAGAGAAGCCCUGGCUGAGAAAGCUGGAUUUCAGAGCCAUUAUUUUAUGGCGACAAGGGUGUCUCUUUGGGUCUCUAUUUGUUUCCCCAUGUUUUGAGGAUGCUUUGCCCAGUGGCACGGAGAGAAGCCCACUCCACAAGAGCAUUGAUUCGCUAUUGUUGAUGGGUUGAUUGGUUGGCUGAGCAUGACCCUGGGUGGGAGCCGGCUUUGCAGUGAGCUUCCUGUUGGAUCUGGCUGUUGAGCCACUGCUGACAGCGCAACCCCCCAACACACACACCCAAUACCUGCAUGUGGGGCCGCUAUCUCUCCUGCCACCUCAAAAUAGAAUUGUGUUUCCCUUGGGGGUGUGGGUGGGGACUGGCCAGGCUGGGGAGCAGAGACACCGCACCGGAGAAGGAAACUCAGAGCCCAGGAGCAAACACGUCUGCACCAAGGGCCCUGAGAAGAGGGGGUGUGUGUGUGUGUAAUGAGACCGAAAUGAAAGGGUGGGGUGCCCGUGUUGGUGAGGGAGCAUGGGGGGUGAGGUGGGCCCGUUCCUUUGUCUUCUCCCCCAGCCCUUCCUGCUCUAAGGAGUGACGGCGGCAGCCAUUAUGGAGGGUGAUAGAAGAAGAAAGAGUUUCUACUCAGAAGUAACUGUCAGUGUAAUGUGGGCUGUGUCCCUUUGACUCUGAAUUCUAUGAUUCUGUGAUCCCUGUGUCGUCUGUAGAGAGGAAGGGAAAAAGAAGGCGCUCUGUGGUGAGUCUUGGGAGGGAAGAGAAAACAGCCCUGAGAGGCGGGGGGAGUCGAGGGAGAGUGGGGAGGGUCUGGCACGCAGCCUUUAGAGAUGACAGCACGGAAAGGGAAAAGGGGCAAAGACAUUUCAAAAGAUCAAGGAGCAGCGUGAGAGGGACAAAGGGAGGGAGAGGAGGCAAGAUGUUAAGCGGGGCAGGUGAGGAAGACAUGGGAGUAGGGGUCGGCCGGCUGGCGAGCAGACAAGCGCCGGAAGGAGGGACCGAGCAGGUGCGCGGAAGGAGCAAUGAGAGCCGAGGUGUGCGCGCUGGCGAGGGCAGGGGCGAAGGCACCGCGAGGUUGAAGGCAGAAGAGCAGGGAGAAAGAAAAGCAAGGCAAAGAAGACCUGAAAGCUAUUUUGGUGCUAGGUAAUGUGAACAUGUUACAGUAAAUAAAAGCCAAAAGCGAUGUUUGAUUGUA
Messenger RNA from Callorhinus ursinus (northern fur seal), 3398 nucleotides. NCBI's taxonomy places the organism in Eukaryota, Metazoa, Chordata, Mammalia, Carnivora, Otariidae. The record is from RefSeq and is a predicted model, not a curated record.